AUGCGGUUUAUGGGCAUUGAGCAGGGUUCGCGUUCUGUACGCGAGUAUGAUGAGGAGUUCAGCCGUCUGUUAGUGCAUGCGGGCUUUGGUAUGGAGGCUGAGCAUCAGUUGACGAACAGAUUUCUGGAGGGACUUCGCAAGGAUAUUCGGACUCUAUGCAGGAGUAGUAUGCACACUUCGAGGGCGAGUCUGGUAGAGUUGGCCGCGUCGGUUGAGGCGGAUCUUGGUGGGCCAGUUGGUCCGGUGGCUGUGCCGUCAGCAGUUGCUUCUGCUACCCAGCCUCGGGGUCAGCAUCAGCAGCCGCGACAGCAGCAGCAGCAGCAGCAGAGGUGGUUCGAGUUUCAGUUCUGGUUCUGGCAGGGGCGGUUUGCCUGCGCAGGGUCAGAAGAGGAGUAG
Molecule: messenger RNA, 396 nt
Organism: Microthlaspi erraticum
Lineage: Eukaryota; Viridiplantae; Streptophyta; Magnoliopsida; Brassicales; Brassicaceae
Source: the annotation of a GenBank genome assembly